AUGCUGCGUUUUGCGUUCCCGAUCGCUCUUUUACUAUUGCUCCAGCAGACAUGUUUCGCUCGAGAACUGAGCGCCAUUCGCAAUCGUCGCGACGCGCAAACUUCAGAAGCCGCGAUUCCAGUUACUUCGAUUCCUGAUUCAAAAGUUGAAGAAUCACGCGACCUGGUAGCUGCUGCCUCGGGUCACAAAGGUCAUCGGCACGAGUCCGGUGGAGGACAGAGUCAUCAUUCAGACCAUCACGAGGAGCACGGCGACGAGGGUGACAAGGGGUACAAGAGUCACCAUCAUCACGACAAGAGCGACAAAGGUGAACACGACAAGAAACAUCAUUCUGGUCAUCACGAGGAACACGGCGGCCACAAGAAGGGACAUCAUGACGAGCACGAAAAGUACGGGGAGCAUGAAGAGGGCGAGAAGGGACACAAGGGUGGCAAGUUCGGUGAAAAGAAGGGUCACAAAAAGGGACACAAGACCAAAGGGUAUCACAACAAAUUCCAUAAGGACGAAUAUCACAAGGAGCACAAGUUCUACGAUGACUACCACAAAGGUGGACACCAUAAGAAGCACGGCGACUUCCACGGGCACCAUGAGAAGAAAGAAGGAGAGCACAAAAAAGGUGGCCACAAGCAUUCCGGAUACCACGAAGAUCAUCAUGGGAAGAAAGGCCACCACGACAAGGGUCACCUAGACGAGGAGCAUAAAGGACACCACGGGAAGCACGGGCACGAUGAGCAUUACAGUCAUCAUGAUUCUUAUGGAAAGAAGGGUGACCAACAUCAUGGAAAAAAGUUUGGGUAUAAGAAGGGCCACAAGGGCUGA
This is a messenger RNA of Ceratina calcarata, 819 nucleotides long. Its product is annotated as histidine-rich glycoprotein. The record is from RefSeq and is a predicted model, not a curated record. The transcript has a single exon. Bases 1 to 819 code for a protein of 272 amino acids. Lineage: Eukaryota; Metazoa; Arthropoda; Insecta; Hymenoptera; Apidae.